This is a messenger RNA of Cuculus canorus (common cuckoo), 2799 nucleotides long. It is a transcript of the gene PCCB, whose product is annotated as propionyl-CoA carboxylase subunit beta. The coding region runs from base 27 to 1625 and encodes 532 amino acids. Gene Ontology annotation, cellular component: mitochondrion. The transcript is spliced from 14 exons. NCBI's taxonomy places the organism in Eukaryota, Metazoa, Chordata, Aves, Cuculiformes, Cuculidae. Gene Ontology annotation, molecular function: propionyl-CoA carboxylase activity. The record is from RefSeq and is a predicted model, not a curated record.
UGCGCAGGCGCGGCUGCAGCCCGGCGAUGGCGGCGUGGCGGGCGGUGCGGCGGGCGGUGGGGCCCUGGCGGAGCCCGUUCCGCGCCGCCUCGGGGAGCCGGGGCCCCGCCGUGCCCCAGCGCAUCGAGGAGAAGCGCCGCGCCGCGCUGCUGGGCGGAGGGCAGGCCCGCCUCGAGGCGCAGCACCGGCGGGGAAAGCUGACAGCGAGAGAACGAAUUCUUCUCCUCUUGGACCCUGACAGUUUUGAUGAAUAUGAUAUGUUUGUGGAACACAGGUGUUCUGACUUCGGGAUGGACUCUAGCAAGAAUAAGUAUCCUGGAGACAGUGUGGUGACUGGCCGUGGACGGAUUAAUGGGAGAUUGGCUUAUGUUUUCAGCCAGGAUUUUACUGUAUUUGGAGGCAGUUUAUCUGGAGCUCAUGCCCAGAAGAUCUGUAAGGUCAUGGAUCAAGCUGCCAUGGUUGGAGCACCUGUGAUUGGGCUGAAUGACUCUGGAGGAGCCCGUAUCCAGGAGGGAGUGGAGUCCUUGGCCGGCUACGCAGAUAUAUUUUUGAGGAAUGUUCUGUGUUCUGGGGUGAUUCCACAGAUCUCUCUCAUUAUGGGUCCUUGUGCCGGUGGAGCUGUUUAUUCGCCUGCUUUAACUGAUUUCACAUUCAUGGUGAAGGACACAUCCUAUCUAUUCAUCACUGGCCCGGAUGUAGUUAAGUCUGUCACCAAUGAAGAUGUCACCCAAGAACAGCUUGGGGGUGCGAAGACGCACACUACUGUAUCUGGAGUUGCACACAGAGCCUUUGAGAACGAUAUAGAUGCUUUACUUAAUCUCCGAGAGUUCUUUAAUUAUUUACCUCUUAGUAACCGUGAUCCAGCACCAGUCCGUGAAUGCCAUGAUCCCAGUGACCGUUUGGUUCCUGAGCUGGACACUGUUGUCCCGAUUGAAUCUACUAAAGCCUACGAUAUGCUGGAUAUCAUACACUCUAUCACUGAUGAAAGGGAAUUCUUCGAGAUCAUGCCUUCCUAUGCCAGAAACAUUGUUGUUGGAUUUGCCAGGAUGAACGGACGGACUGUUGGGAUAGUGGGCAACCAACCCAAAGUAGCAUCAGGAUGCUUAGACAUAAAUUCCUCUGUGAAAGGAGCCCGCUUUGUCCGGUUCUGUGAUGCUUUCAACAUACCUCUGAUCACUUUUGUGGAUGUUCCUGGAUUUUUGCCAGGUACAGCUCAGGAGUACGGUGGAAUCAUACGUCAUGGUGCAAAACUGCUGUUUGCCUUUGCAGAAGCAACCGUGCCUAAAAUUACUGUCAUCACCAGAAAGGCCUAUGGAGGUGCUUACGAUGUGAUGAGCUCAAAGCAUUUAAGAGGAGAUGCAAAUUACGCCUGGCCGACAGCAGAGGUGGCGGUGAUGGGAGCAAAGGGUGCUGUCCAGAUCAUUUUCAGAGGAAAAGAGGCAGAUGCAGAGGCAGAAUAUGUGGAGAAGUUUGCAAAUCCAUUUCCUGCUGCUACGAGAGGUACAGUUGUCUCGCGUGUUGUGUUCCCUGUUUUGAGUUUGCCAUUGCACACAGAUAAAUUGGUGGCUUUUGAGUCAACUUUUUGCUACUUAGGUGAGGCAACUGUAUCUGGGUCAGAAAGGUGAGGCUUGACCGUAGCUCACACCUGUGAGGGAAGAACACAUCUGGACCCAAAACACAUCGCCAGAUAGAAAGAGACUACCAUGAUGCGUGGCCUGCACUGAGAAGCAUAUUUUCAGUUUUGUAGAAAGCUUCUCAAAACUCAGCCUUGUCCUUAAAAGUAGAGGUGCUUUGACAGUCUGUUUGGCGGUCCUAGCGGCAGGCCAGUGCCCUCAGGAAAGGGUCAGGGUCUGGUUCUGCUCCAUGAUGGUUCCCCAGGACCUGCCAGAGUAAACUUUUCCACUGUUGUUCCUUCUGAAUUUUAUUUCUAUCUUUGAAGUGCUCACUGUGCUCUAGGAGGCAGCUCUGGAGGCAGCUCGCUCAGUUUCCAGCCGCGCUGCCUUACUCUGUUGUCUGGUUUGUACUCCAUUUGAAUCCCAUUUGUACUGCCACAGGGCCAGGAAGGCUUAGCCAGGCUGCUUUGCACCACAACCACUGCGAGCAGGAUUGCUCCCUUUGGUUCUGCAGUUGAUGACCUGUUACUGCUGUCUGAGCCAGAACAGAGCCCUGCACGUGUAAAGUGAGGGAAUGUCCCUUCUAAUGAGCACUUCUGAACCGUUAGAUCGGACUAACGGUGGGAGAUGGCAUCUCUAAAGCUCUGCAGCAGCAGGUGCUGCGCUCAGAGUAAAGCCCCCUCCUUAACACUUCUUGCCUUGUGAAGUUUUGCAAAAUUGAAGAAAGCAAACGUUUCUAAUUAAACAAACAUGGGCAGGAACAGUUCCUUUUCAGGCUAUUUUAAAUCGCUUUUGUAAGUUAAUUUGUAACUCGUGAACUGUUUAUUCCAAAUACUGUUUAGAUUUUGCUAACUUACAUUAUAGCCUCGAUCCAGAAGCCCAAGAGGCAAACGCUUCACAGUUGGUCAGGGCUGAGUGUUUGUGUUUUCACAGGGUUUGUUGAUGACAUCAUCCAGCCUUCGACCACCCGCAUGCGUAUCUGCCACGACCUCGACGUGCUGGCGAGUAAAGCACAGUCCAGUCCUUGGAAGAAGCACGCUAAUAUCCCGCUGUGAGUGCGAGGGCGCCUGGCCAGUGCUCUGCGCACAAAUGCUCGCUGCUGACCUGGAGGUCUGCUUUGCAAGGGAAAUAUUUCUUUUCAUUCUGAUUUUGACCAUCAAUAAAUCACAGUACUUGUCUCAUUUAA